Molecule: messenger RNA, 5125 nt
Organism: Physeter macrocephalus (sperm whale)
Lineage: Eukaryota; Metazoa; Chordata; Mammalia; Artiodactyla; Physeteridae
Gene: OCRL
Product: OCRL inositol polyphosphate-5-phosphatase
Exons: 24
Coding region: 199-2895 (898 amino acids)
Biological process (GO): signal transduction; phosphatidylinositol dephosphorylation
Cellular component (GO): membrane; cytoplasm
Molecular function (GO): inositol phosphate phosphatase activity; phosphatidylinositol-4,5-bisphosphate 5-phosphatase activity
Source: RefSeq, a predicted model, not a curated record
CUCGGGUCAGGCUCCCGGCUCCCGGCUCCCAGCGCCCGGCUCCCUGCGCCUGGCUCCCCGCGUUCGGCACCCCGUGCCCGGCACGGAGCCGUUUCCCUAAGGACGUGCAGCCGAGGCGAGGGGGUGUGAGGACGCGGGAGGCAGUGUCGUCGGAUCCGCCCGCAGUCCGCAGCCCCGCCGAGCCUGGAAGCUGCCGGGAUGGAGCCGCGGCUCCCGGUUGGAGUCCAGCCCCUUGCCGGUAUGGAGAUGAAGGGUCCUGUCCGGGAGCCCUGCGCCCUGACCCUAGUCCAGAGGAACGGGCAGUAUGAGCUAAUAAUCCGGUUGCACAAGAAGGAACAGCAUGUUCAAGAUAUCAUUCCUAUAAAUAGCCACUUUAGAUGUGUUCAAGAAGCGGAAGAAACUCUUUUGAUUGACAUAGCUUCAAACAGUGGCUGCAAAAUUCGGAUUCAGGGGGACUGGACCAGAGAGCGCCGCUUUGAAAUCCCUGAUGAGGAACACUGUCUGAAGUUCCUCUCAGAGGUCCUUGCUGCUCAGGAAGCGCAGUUACAACUUCUUGUUCCAGAGCAAAAGGACUCAUCCAGCUGGUACCAGAAAUUAGACACUAAGGACAACUCUUCUGUUUUUUCAGGGCUUCUUGGAUUUGAGGAUAAUUUUUCAUCUUUGAAUUUGGACAAGAAAAUAAAUUUGCAGAAUCAGCCUACAGGGGUUCAUCGGGAACCACCACCCCCACCGUCUUCAGUGAAUAGAAUGCUUCCACGUGAAAAAGAAGCUUCUAACAAGGAACAGCCCAAAGUGACCAAUACCAUGCGGAAGCUCUUUGUACCAAACACCCAGUCUGGGCAGCGGGAGGGUCUCAUCAAACACAUCCUGGCAAAGCGAGAGAAAGAAUAUGUCAACAUUCAGACUUUCAGAUUCUUUGUUGGAACAUGGAACGUGAAUGGCCAGUCUCCAGAUAGUGGGUUAGAACCUUGGCUGAACUGUGAUCCGAAUCCUCCUGAUAUCUACUGCAUUGGAUUCCAAGAGCUGGACUUGAGCACAGAAGCCUUUUUCUACUUUGAAUCUGUGAAGGAACAAGAGUGGUCCUUGGCUGUGGAGAGGGGUUUGCAUUCCAAAGCCAAGUAUAAGAAAGUUCAACUGGUCCGUCUUGUUGGGAUGAUGCUCCUGAUAUUUGCCAGAAAGGAUCAGUGGCGAUAUAUCCGUGAUGUUGCUACAGAAACAGUUGGGACUGGAAUCAUGGGGAAGAUGGGAAACAAAGGUGGGGUAGCUGUGAGAUUUGUAUUUCACAACACUACCUUUUGUGUUGUCAAUUCCCACUUGGCUGCCCACGUGGAGGACUUUGAGAGAAGGAAUCAAGAUUAUAAGGACAUCUGCGCACGAAUGAGUUUUGUGGUCCCAAAUCAGACCCUCCCACAGCUGAACAUCAUGAAACAUGAUGUUGUCAUCUGGUUGGGAGAUUUGAACUACAGACUUUGCAUGCCUGAUGCCAAUGAAGUGAAGAGUCUUAUUAAUAAGAAUGACCUUCAGAGACUCUUGAAAUUGGACCAGCUAAAUAUUCAGCGCACACAGAAAAAAGCUUUUGCUGACUUCAUGGAAGGGGAAAUCAAGUUUAUCCCCACGUAUAAGUAUGAUUCUAAAACAGACCGAUGGGAUUCCAGUGGGAAAUGUCGGGUUCCAGCCUGGUGUGACCGAAUUCUCUGGAGAGGAAUUAAUGUUAAUCAGCUUCAUUACCGGAGUCACAUGGAACUGAAAACCAGUGACCACAAGCCUGUUAGCGCCCUCUUCCACAUUGGGGUGAAGGUUGUGGAUGAACGAAGGUACCGGAAAGUGUUUGAAGAUAUUGUACGCAUCAUGGACAGAAUGGAAAAUGACUUCCUUCCUUCAUUAGAACUCAGCCGGAGGGAGUUUGUGUUUGAGAAUGUGAAGUUUCGGCAACUACAAAAGGAGAAGUUCCAGAUCAGCAACAAUGGACAGGUUCCCUGCCAUUUUUCUUUCAUCCCUAAGCUUAAUGACAGCCAGUACUGCAAGCCAUGGCUUCGGGCUGAACCUUGUGAGGGCUACUUGGAGCCAAAUGAGACCGUGGACAUUUCCCUUGAUGUGUAUGUCAGCAAAGACUCUGUGACCAUCCUGAACUCAGGGGAAGAUAAGAUUGAAGAUAUUCUUGUCCUUCACCUGGAUCGAGGCAAAGAUUACUUCUUGACCAUCAGUGGAAAUUACUUCCCAAGUUGUUUUGGUACAUCCUUAGAGGCUUUGUGCCGAAUGAAAAGACCAAUCCGAGAAGUUCCUGUUACCAAACUCAUAGACUUGGAAGAAGACAGCUUCCUAGAAAAGGAGAAAUCCCUGCUGCAGAUGGUUCCCUUGGAUGAAGGUGCCAGUGAGAAACCUCUUAAGGUGCCCAAGGAGAUCUGGCUCCUGGUAGAUCACUUAUUCAGACACGCCUGUCACCAGGAGGACCUGUUCCAAACCCCUGGAAUGCAGGAGGAGUUACAGCAGAUCAUUGAUUGUCUGGAUACCAGCAUUCCCAAGACAAUCCCUGGCAGUAAUCACUCAGUGGCUGAGGCGCUGCUCAUUUUCCUGGAAGCCCUGCCAGAGCCUGUCAUCUGUUAUGAGCUCUAUCAGCGAUGCCUCGACUCUGCUCAGGAUCCCCGGAUCUGCCGACAGGUGAUUUCCCAGCUUCCAGGAUGCCAUAGAAAUGUUUUUCGUUACUUGAUGGCAUUCCUUCGAGAACUGUUAAAAUUCUCCGAGUACAACAACGUCAGCGCCAACAUGAUCGCUACUCUCUUCACUAGUCUCCUCCUAAGGCCUCCACCCAACCUUAUGGCAAGACAGACUCCAAGUGACCGCCAGCGUGCUACCCAGUUCCUUCUGAGUUUUCUGCUUGGGAGUGAUGAAGACUAAUAACAAGCCUUUUCCUCUUACUAGUCUCCAAGAUUCUAGAGGCGGAAGAUCUUGGGCACCAAGUAUUUCAGAAUGAUUUGAAAAGAUACGCCACAGGAAGGGUCUGUUGGAGAAUUUUGAGGCUGUUGGCAUGAAAAAGUUCUGUUUCUAGUGCGAAAGGAAGCGAGUUUCCUAAUCCCUCCCUUACCAUAUCCUACGCAGCAAGAUACUUUUAGACUUAUAUUGCCAAGCCAAAGUUACCAUAUUUUGGUGUUUUUCUGUUCUCUCUUUGUAAGGCAAAGAAAUCUGUAUUUACACUCCUUUACCUUGGGAUGUGUUUGUUGCCCUCCUGCCCAGCUGUCAUGAUUGUCCUUAGCACCCAAGGCCUGAACUCUGAGAUGUUCCUGUUCUAGGCCUACAAGCACUACUUGCUGUAGCUCAGACUUGUCUGUAGUCCUUCGUCUAAAGCACUUUGGCCCCACCCCCUCCCCGUAUCACCCCUUUGCUCUCUACUCUGCUCAUACUAUCAUGUCAAAAGGAGUCUGGGUGAGGCUAGUGACUCCUUGGGUGUCUCCAAAAGCGAGUUAACCAUCUCCAUGUGGUUGUUACAUGCAUUUGUGCAUCUCUACUACAGUGGCAUCUGUACAUUUCUCUAACAUUGGCCUAUUAUGGAUCUGCAAUGGGUGGAACCAUAUUCUCUUGUCUCAGACCACAUUUAGUAGCAGAAUGUUAGGGACUGUUAGAGAUGACAUCUCAUUGAUGUGAGAGAAUCACAGUCAGAGUGGAAGCACUUUGAGUGUUUCAAGAGUGAGACUAUUCAUGCUCAGCAGGUCCUGCUUCCUACCAUCCAUUUUGGUUCUUAUUCAAAUUUUACAUGAGAACCAAUCCUGGGUGUCUGUGGGGCCCAUACCCUACUUAGAAAUCCACCUCCAGAGCAACACUUGCACCACAGUCAAAAAGGGAGGCUGCACCUCAAGUGGGCCCCUCUGUAGAAACUGCUCCUUCCCCCAGCAGGGGCAUUGAGGAUAACCCUUAGAACCCCCCUCUCUGGGCUUCCCUGGUGGCGCGGUGGUUGAGAGUCCGCCUGCCGAUGCAGGGGACGCGAGUUCGUGCCCCGGUCCGGGAAGAUCCCACAUGCCGCGGAGCGGCUGGGCCCGUGAGCCAUGGCCGCUGAGCCUGCGCGUCCGGAGCCUGUGCUCCGCAAAGGGAGGGGCCACGGCAGUGAGAGGCCCGCGUACCGAAAAAAAAAAAAAAAAAAAACCACCCUGAGUUGACUCCUUGUCAUGUUCACAUGAAAUCCCAGGAGCCUCAUGUAUAGGCUCUGUGUGUAGUCUUGGGCAUUGACUCUUCUAGAGCAUCAAAGGAGAGAGCUGCGGAAGCACCGCCAUGAGUAGUUCUCCAAUUCCCCCAUCUCUUAUGCGUUGAGUCCUUUGGGGGAAGAAAAGGUAUGUGUAUCCUGUGAUAUUCUGGCUAAAGCCUCUCCUGAUUGGGAAUUACAGAAGUAGGAGUCAGGUUAUUGGUUGCCAAAUCGCUGCAGAUCUGUUAGGCCAGGGACUGGGUGUUGAGCUUAGUUAAUGGCAGCCUGAGCUGAACAGUGUUGUCAUCUUCACUAGUCCAGAAGGGGAUCGCUGGAGAGGCGGAUGAUGGAAGCUGGGGCAAGGUCGUAACACAGAGACAGGGAAAUGCCUGUCCUAGACACAUUUCCCAGUCCACUGCCACCCGGGGCCUUCAGGUGGUCAGGGAUGUGGUUAAUGGAGCUGGGUGCAGCAUCCGGCUCACUCUCCAGAAGGCAGACGCACUCAGUUGCUUUACUGCCUCAACCUUCCUUCCAGCUCUGGUCCUGGGAUGUACACAGGGUUGAGGGUUUUAGACAAUCUCUAGGGAGGGGGGACAAGAAAUAGAGCAGACAUAAGAAAUCUGCUUCCCUGCUGUGCCUACUCCAGCCCCACCCUCUAAUUCGUAAGUACCUCUCAUGUACUAUUUCCUAGCGCCUCUGAAGUAAGGAGUUUAGAUCCAGCUGGUAGGGAAGGACUCUGCAUCUAUCGCUUCUAGGGAAGAAGCAGUUCAACCCCACGUGGUGAUGUUGCUAUUAGUCUCCCUUUCACUGUUUCCUGAUUCUUAUUCUGUAAUUGUUUGUUGUAUUUCCUCCAAAUGUCUUGGUCACUAGGCAAAGCUGCUAGUGGGAUUCUGUAUUUCAUGUCAUCUUUUUUAUUAUAAUUUAUUGCAAUUUUUUUCUGAAUAAAUAUAUGUU